AUGGCUACUCCCACUUCUUGUCUGUCUUUCCCUCUCCUCAUUCUCUCUCUACUUUUCUCCUCUACUUUCGAUCAAAUCUCAGCCGUUGGAUUCCCCAUUAAUGUCUGGCCAAAACCAACAACAUUCUUUUGGUCCCACCCACAGGCAAAACCACUCUCACCCAUCUUCACCAUCGCCACCCCUUACCACCAGUACCUCACUCCCGCCAUUGAGCGUUACCGCCGUCAAGUCCUAAACGAACACCACAAACCCCUCGUCUCCCCCUCCGUCAACCUCACGUCAACUACGCCGUUACAAACCCUUACAGUCUCCGUUACUGACCUCACAACCCCACUCACUCACGGAGUCAACGAGUCCUACGCACUUUCCAUCCCAGCCGUCGGAUCAACCGCUUAUCUAAAGGCGGAGACAGCAUGGGGAGCCAUGAGAGGUCUCGAGAGCUUUUCCCAACUCGUCUGGGGUGACCCACUACGAGUUGCUUCCGAGUUGUACAUUUAUGACUCGCCAUUGUUCGAGCACAGAGGUGUAAUGUUGGACACGUCGAGGAAUUUCUAUGGAGUUUCAGAUUUGUUGAGGCUAAUUAAUGCUAUGGGUAUGAACAAAUUGAAUGUUUUUCAUUGGCAUAUCACUGAUUCGCAUUCGUUUCCUCUGGUUCUGCCGUCAGAGCCUGAUCUGGCGGGGAAGGGUUCGUAUGGGGAGGAAAUGAAGUAUUCGCCGGAGGAUGUGCAGAGGGUGGUAGAGUUUGGAUUGGAACGUGGGGUUAGGGUUUUACCGGAGGUCGAUAUGCCUGCACAUACAGGAUCAUGGGCUGAAGCUUACCCAGAGAUUGUGGCUUGCGCAAACAUGUUCUGGUGGCCUGCUGGAUCUGCAUGGGCUGAUCGACUUGCAUCUGAACCAGGAACUGGCCAACUCAACCCAUUAAAUGCCAAGACCUACGAAAUCAUUAAGAAUAUCCUUCGUGACAUCACCACAAUGUUUCCAGAACCAUUCUAUCAUGGAGGAGCUGAUGAGAUCAUCCCAGGUUGUUGGAAAGCCAAUCCUUCCAUUCAAGCCUUCAUGGACGACAAUGGAACCCUCAGUCAGCUCCUUGAGAUAUUUGUUAACUCUACCUUCCCUUAUAUUGUUUCACUGAAUCGUACUGUGGUCUACUGGGAGGACGUUUUAUUGGAUGCCGAGAUCAAAGUGAAUCCUUCCUUUCUUCCCCCGGAGAACACCAUUCUACAAACAUGGAACAAUGGCCCAAAUAACACCAAGAAGAUUGUUUCUUCUGGAUAUCGGGCUAUAGUCUCAUCCUCAGAUUUCUACUACUUGGACUGCGGGCAUGGAGAUUUCCUUGGGAAUGACAGUCAGUAUAAUCAGCCACCUGGUAGUGACCAAGGUAAUGGAGGGUCAUGGUGUGGACCCUUCAAAACAUGGCAAACCAUUUACAACUAUGAUAUUACAUAUGGUUUGAGUGAGGAGGAGGCGAAAUUGGUGUUAGGAGGAGAGGUGGCAUUGUGGUCUGAGCAAGCAGACUCGACAGUUUUGGAUCCAAGGAUUUGGCCGAGAACUUCAGCAAUGGCAGAAGCAUUAUGGUCAGGGAACCGGGAUGAGACAGGCAUGAAGAGGUAUGCAGAGGCAACAGAUCGGUUGAAUGAGUGGAGAUACAGAAUGGUAACCAGAGGGAUCGCUGCUGAACCAAUUCAGCCGCUCUGGUGUAUUAGGAACCCCGGAAUGUGUAACACAGUUAAUCCUUUUUAGUUAUUUGUUGGACCCUGUUCCUUUUUAAGAUUGAACUGCCAAAUUGUGAAAGAUGAAAGAAAUAUCCAAUUUGUGCGGUUAAAUUAUUUUUGUGUAAUGAUAUUCUGCAAUGAAAAUAUUUAACAGGGGAUGUGUGAAAACAAAGUUAACUGAAUAUGAAAUCUUGAAGUUCUUG
This is a messenger RNA of Ilex paraguariensis (yerba mate), 1915 nucleotides long. NCBI's taxonomy places the organism in Eukaryota, Viridiplantae, Streptophyta, Magnoliopsida, Aquifoliales, Aquifoliaceae. The record is from the annotation of a GenBank genome assembly.